This is a messenger RNA of Choloepus didactylus (southern two-toed sloth), 614 nucleotides long. RefSeq names its product ribosomal protein S16 (gene RPS16). The transcript has 5 exons. Bases 109 to 549 code for a protein of 146 amino acids. The record is from RefSeq and is a predicted model, not a curated record. Gene Ontology annotation, molecular function: structural constituent of ribosome; RNA binding. Gene Ontology annotation, biological process: translation; maturation of SSU-rRNA from tricistronic rRNA transcript (SSU-rRNA, 5.8S rRNA, LSU-rRNA). Gene Ontology annotation, cellular component: ribosome; cytosolic small ribosomal subunit. Lineage: Eukaryota; Metazoa; Chordata; Mammalia; Pilosa; Megalonychidae.
CACUCACGGCGCCUGCGCAGACCCUGAAAAGUGGCCUGGGUAGCCCCGAGCCUGCCUUUUCCGGUUACGGCGCCGCGCGGUGAGGAUCUCUCGUCUACUCUAGCAAGCAUGCCGUCCAAGGGCCCGUUGCAGUCCGUGCAGGUCUUCGGACGCAAGAAGACGGCUACAGCCGUGGCGCACUGCAAACGGGGCAACGGCCUUAUCAAGGUGAACGGGCGGCCACUGGAGAUGAUCGAGCCGCGCACGCUGCAGUACAAGCUCCUGGAACCUGUUCUGCUUCUGGGCAAAGAGCGGUUCGCUGGUGUGGACAUCCGUGUCCGUGUGAAGGGCGGUGGUCACGUGGCCCAGAUUUAUGCAAUCCGCCAGUCCAUCUCCAAAGCCCUGGUGGCCUAUUACCAGAAAUACGUGGAUGAGGCUUCCAAGAAGGAAAUCAAAGACAUCCUCAUCCAGUACGACCGGACCCUGCUGGUAGCUGACCCCCGUCGCUGCGAAUCCAAGAAAUUCGGAGGCCCUGGUGCGCGGGCUCGGUACCAGAAAUCCUACCGAUAAGCCUGCUACGAGGAGCAGGGUUCACAUUCAUAAUAAACAAGGGCUGUGGGAUUUUAAGGUUUCAA